Messenger RNA from Triticum turgidum subsp. durum (durum wheat), 1365 nucleotides. The record is from the annotation of a GenBank genome assembly. NCBI's taxonomy places the organism in Eukaryota, Viridiplantae, Streptophyta, Magnoliopsida, Poales, Poaceae.
AUGGGCAAGGCGGCGCGCUGGAUCCGGGGCUUCCUAGGAGGCGGCGGUAAGAAGGAGCAGAGCAAGGACCAGAAGCCGAUACCUCCGCCAACCAAUGCCAAGCGGUGGAGUUUCGGCAAGUCGUCGCGGGACUCGGCGGAGGCCGCUGCCACCGCUGCGGCUACGUCGGCGCGCGGGGGCAACGUUGCGAUCGCGAGGGCGGCUGAGGCGGCCUGGCUCAGGUCGGUGUACGACGAGACGGAGCGGGAGCAGAGCAAGCACGCCAUCGCCGUGGCGGCCGCCACCCAAGCGGCGGCCGACGCAGCCGUGGCUGCGGCCCAUGCCGCCGUCGCUGUCGUGCGGCUCACCAACAAGGGCCGCGCCGCCCACGCCGGCGAGCACCGCGGACCGGCGGCCGCGGCGGUCCGGAUCCAGACGGCAUUCCGAGGCUUCUUGGCUAAGAAGGCGCUGCGUGCGCUCAAGGCGCUCGUGAAGCUGCAGGCGCUGGUGCGCGGCUACCUCGUGCGAAAGCAGGCGGCCGCCACGCUGCAGAGCAUGCAGGCGCUGGUGCGCGCGCAGGCCAGCAUGCGCGCCCACCGCGCCGUCGCCAGCGCCGCUCUCCCGCAGCUCCACCAUUCUUCUUUCCGGCCGCGCCGCUCCUUGCAGGAGCGGUACGCGGACGACACGCGGAGCGAGCACGGGGUGGCGGCGUACAGCCGGAGACUGUCGGCGAGUAUCGAGUCGUCGUCCUACGGGUACGACCGGAGCCCCAAGAUCGUGGAGAUGGACACCGGCAGGCCCAAAUCUCGGUCGUCGUCGCGCCGGGCGAGCUCCCCGCUGCUCGACCCGUGCGAGGAGUGGUGCGCCGCCGCCAACCCCAUGUCGUCGCCGCCGCUGCUGCCGUGCCACAUGCCAGGCGGCGCGCCGCCCCGCAUCGCCGUGCCGACCCCGCGCCACCUCCCGGAGUACGACUGGUGCGCGAUGGAGAAGGCCCGGCCGGCGACGGCGCAGUGCACGCCGCGGUACAUGAACGCGAACGCGCCGGCCACCCCGACCAAGAGCCUGUGCGGCGGCGGCUACUCGUCGUCGUCUCUGCUCAACUGCCCCAGCUACAUGUCCAGCACGCAGUCGUUCGAGGCAAAAGUGCGGUCGCACAGCGCGCCGAAGCAGCGGCCGGAGCCCCCCACGAACAGGAAGCGGGUGCCGCUGAGCGAGGUGGUGGUGGUGGAGUCCCGGGCCAGCCUGAGCGGGGUCGGAAUGCAGCGGUCGUGCAACCGGGUGGAGGAGGCGUUCAACUUCAAGACGGCCGUUGUCGGCCGCCUCGACCGCCCGUCGACGGGGGCCGUCGAGAAUGACCGGCAAGCGUUCUUGCAGAGGAGGUGGUGA